Molecule: messenger RNA, 1427 nt
Organism: Papaver somniferum (opium poppy)
Lineage: Eukaryota; Viridiplantae; Streptophyta; Magnoliopsida; Ranunculales; Papaveraceae
Product: protein BEARSKIN2-like
Exons: 4
Coding region: 1-1317 (438 amino acids)
Biological process (GO): regulation of DNA-templated transcription
Molecular function (GO): DNA binding
Source: RefSeq, a predicted model, not a curated record
AUGGCGUCGUCAAAUGGAGGAGUACCACCGGGGUUUCGGUUUCAUCCAACAGAUGAAGAAUUACUUCAUUACUAUUUGAAGAAGAAGGUUUCCUUCGAAAAGUUUGAUUUGGAAGUUAUUAGAGAAGUUGAUUUGAAUAAGAUGGAACCAUGGGACUUACAAGAGAGGUGCAGGAUAGGUUCAACACCACAGAAUGAAUGGUACUUCUUCAGUCAUAAAGACAGGAAGUAUCCUACAGGCUCAAGGACAAAUAGAGCAACCAGUGCUGGAUUCUGGAAGGCAACCGGGAGAGACAAGUGCAUUAGGAACAGCUUCAAGAAGAUUGGUAUGAGGAAAACCCUGGUUUUUUAUCGAGGUCGAGCUCCUCAUGGCCAAAAGACUGACUGGAUCAUGCACGAGUACCGGCUCGAGGACAUUGAUGAUGCGCAAGGCAAUGUUAGUGAAGAUGGCUGGGUAGUAUGCAGAGUCUUUAAAAAGAAGAAUUUAUUUAAGGUAGCAGGAAAUGAUCAUCUACAGGGAGGAGGUCACCACCACCAUUUACUCAUGAACAAUGCGACCGCAAAUAAUCAGCAAAGAGCAACCUUGACAGCAAACAACAAUACUAUUCAUAAUCACCAGGAAUAUCUUCGUCGACAACAUGGUCAUCAGCAAAUAAACACAAGUUUCGAUCUCUACAAACCUGUAGACCUCGCUUUACAUUACUCUCAUCUUUCAGCCCCUUCAACUGAUCCUCAUCACCACCACCAUUACAUGCAACAACAACAAACUAAUACUGAUCAUGACCUUCUUCAAAUUCAACAACCAAUGGGCGGGGGAUCAUACCAUGAUUAUAACUCUGCUAAUCCUGCAAUGCUCAAGCAGCUUUUGUCGAAUCAGAGAGAUUGUGACAGCGGGGGUGAUAGUUUAGUAGUUGCUACAGGGCAAGUGCAUGAAUAUCCACCAAAUGCAGCUGUUAUUGAAAUGGGCUUAGAUAUAGUAGGAACGACAACUACGUCAUGUGAACCGACUGCAACACAGCAGAUGAUGGGCGGAGGAAGAGAUGAUGAACACGAUCAGCACCCCCAUAAUCAUCAACAAGGGUUGAACGAUUGGGCCAUGCUUGAUCGAUUAGUCAUGACUAAUAACAACACUAAUACUAAUCAUGAUAUUGGUCAGAAUCAAGAAGAAUCUUCUUCUUCAAAAGGGGUGGCUAAAUUUGGUGAUCAUCAGGAUGAAGUGCAUCAACAACAAACAAAUGCUUCGUCAUCAUCGACUCAACAAAUAAAUCCACUCUCACUUCGUGGUGAAAUGAUGGAUUUUUGGGGGUAUGGAAAAUAAUAAUGAGAACGAUAAGCCAUGCAUACAUACAUAAGCAUUCGAUUUAUUAUCAGUUAAAUAUGUAUUUAUUUUUAUAUAAUAAUUAUUAAGUUGAUGUGAUAUUAGAUGGA